Linnemannia hyalina is the source of this 543-nucleotide messenger RNA. The record is from the annotation of a GenBank genome assembly. Lineage: Eukaryota; Fungi; Mortierellomycota; Mortierellomycetes; Mortierellales; Mortierellaceae.
AUGAGACCAUUGACUGAACUCGAGACAAAAACCUUCUUCGAGAAGUUGGCAAAAUACAUCGGACGCAAUAUCACCCACUUGAUCGACCGUGGCGAUGAGACCUACUGCUUCCGUCUCCACCGCGACCGUGUAUACUACGUUAGUGAGUCGGUGAUGCGCAAGGCAACGAGUGUCGGACGUGAUCAGUUGAUUUCGCUCGGUAUCUGCUUCGGAAAGUUCACAAAGACUGGAAAGUUCCGCAUGCACGUCACCUGCCUCGAAUACAUCGCACAAUACGCCAAGCACAAGGUGUGGAUUAAGCCCAACGGUGAGAUGCCCUUCCUGUAUGGUAACCACGUCGUGAAGGCUCAUAUUGGUCGUGUCACCGAAGAUACCCCAGAGCACCAGGGAGUCAUUGUCUACUCGAUGACGGAUGUGCCCCUCGGCUUUGGCGUCACUGCCCGCUCAACAUCCGACACCCGCAAGAUGGAGCCCACCGCCAUCGUUGUCUUCCACCAGGCCGAUAUCGGAGAGUACCUUCGCCAAGAGGAUACUCUUUUCUAA